AUGUCGCCCACCGUCACCCCAGCCCAGAUGACCGCCAUGCGUGAGACCUUGCUCAACACAUCCGGAAGCACCCCGCUUCACGAGCGAUUCCGGGCGCUUUUCAUGCUGAAAGCUAUUGGGAGCGAUGAGGUCGUCAAGAUCGUUUCAGAUGGCCUCGCAGACCCAUCGCCUCUGCUCAAACACGAGCUCGCCUACGUCCUCGGGCAAAUGCGCAACCCGCUUGCCAUUCCAACCCUCGAAGCCGUCCUGAUCAACGAGCAAGGCGCACACUGCUCGAUGGUACGGCACGAGGCUGCUGAGGCCCUCGGGGCGUUGUCGAGCCAGAGCAGUCUGCCCUUAUUGCGAAAGUACCUGGAUGAUCCGGCGAGGGAAGUGAGGGAGACGUGUGAGGUGGCGGUGGGGAAGAUAGAGUGGGAUUGGUCAGAGGAGGGAAAGGCGCGGAAAGCCAACCCAAACUUCCCAACAAUAGACCCCGCCCCAUCCUCCUCGUCCACAUCCAUCCCCUCCAUCCGCGCCGAGAUGCUCAACCGCAAACUCCCGUUGUUCGAGCGGUAUCGCGCCAUGUUUGCGUUACGGGACUUUGGGGGUGCGUCGAGGGAGGCGGUUUUGGCGUUGGCGGAUGGGUUUGGGGAUGAGAGUGCUUUGUUCCGUCACGAGAUCGCCUACAUAUUCGGCCAACUCUCCUCCCCCCACUCCAUCCCCUCUCUCCUGCACGUGCUCUGCAAUCAAUCCGAGGACGAUAUGGUCCGGCACGAAGCGGCCGAGGCGCUGGGCGGGAUCGCGUCAGACGGGAUCGACGACGAGAUGGACGCGGCGGAUUCCAAGUUGCCGGACGGGGGUGUAUUGGCGAUUCUGAGAGAGUGGGCGGUGAAGAUGGAUGCGCCGCUGGUGGUGCGGGAGAGCUGUCAGGUUGCUGUGGAUAUGUGGGAGUACGAGAACUCGACAGAGCAGUUCAAUCCCCUUGACGGGGUCGAGAAGGCGUACACGACAGGUAUGGAACGGAGCGCGGCGAAUGCGCUAGCGGCUGUGGCUGCUUGA
This is a messenger RNA of Dioszegia hungarica, 1038 nucleotides long. Its product is annotated as putative Deoxyhypusine hydroxylase. Gene Ontology annotation, biological process: peptidyl-hypusine biosynthetic process. The record is from RefSeq and is a predicted model, not a curated record. The coding region runs from base 1 to 1038 and encodes 345 amino acids. Gene Ontology annotation, molecular function: deoxyhypusine monooxygenase activity. NCBI's taxonomy places the organism in Eukaryota, Fungi, Basidiomycota, Tremellomycetes, Tremellales, Bulleribasidiaceae. The transcript is spliced from 5 exons.